Scylla paramamosain (green mud crab) is the source of this 916-nucleotide messenger RNA. RefSeq names its product acanthoscurrin-2-like. Lineage: Eukaryota; Metazoa; Arthropoda; Malacostraca; Decapoda; Portunidae. The record is from RefSeq and is a predicted model, not a curated record. Bases 110 to 787 code for a protein of 225 amino acids. The transcript is spliced from 2 exons.
UGCUGGGGCGGCAUCUGACCCCGUGGCGCGGCCUGCAAGCUCAACUAUAAAUGCGAGCACUGCCUACAGACAGCAGAUCAGUCUGACUUGCAGCUCAGCAGAUAGCAUCAUGAACGCCCUGGUGGUCGCACUCUCUCUCGCCCUGCUGGCCUCCUGCAACGCAGGGGGCUUGGUAUCUAACAGGUACGGAUCCGGCGGCUCCAGCUUCCUCAAUCUUGGCUCCGGCGGUUUUGGAACCGGCGGCUCCAGAGUCGUCAGCCUGGGCUCUGGCGGCUACGGCUCCGGUGGCGUUACCUUCGCUUCUGGCAACUCCGGCUAUGGCGGCUUCGGAAAUGGCGGCGUCAGGGUGAUUUCCGGAGGUUCCGGCUUCAGAACUGGAGGUUUUGGCAACGGCGGCUACGGAAAUGGCGGCGUCAGUGUAAUCUCUGGCGGUCUUGGCAACGGCGGUUACGGAAAUGGCGGCGUCAGAGUAAUCUCUGGCGGUCUUGGCAACGGCGGCUACGGAAAUGGCGGCGUCAGAGUAAUCUCCGGCGGUCUUGGCAACGGUGGCUACGGAAAUGGCGGUGUCAGAGUAAUCUCUGGCGGUCUUGGAAACGGCGGCUACGGAAAUGGCGGCGUCAGUGUGGUUUCCGGCGGUUCCAUCUUGGGAGCUGGCGGUUUUGGCAACGGCGGCUACGGAACUGGCGGCGUCAGAGUAAUCUCUGGCGGUCUUGGCAACGGCGGCUACGGAUCACGUGGCACCACCGUCAUCCGCAGCAACUUCCUGGGCAACAGGUAUGGGUACUAAGGCGCUGCGGCGAAAGAAACGACAACCGGCACCUGCCCCAGCAGCACGCCACGCCUGUACCCCACAGGCAAUACAACGAGUCGAGUUCAGUGUAUUUAUGAUAAAAAUUAAUGAAACAUCUUAAGUAAU